Molecule: messenger RNA, 1679 nt
Organism: Arabidopsis thaliana (thale cress)
Lineage: Eukaryota; Viridiplantae; Streptophyta; Magnoliopsida; Brassicales; Brassicaceae
Product: NAD(P)-binding Rossmann-fold superfamily protein
Exons: 7
Coding region: 187-975 (262 amino acids)
Source: RefSeq, marked reviewed
UUUUAUACGAGAUUCUUCAGUGCCUUGUUUUGAGAACAGAGCAUGGGCACAUUGCAAAAGCUCUCGGAAAAAGAAAUUUUAUAAUUGGUCAACUUUACUAGGGUGUGUGUUUGAUCAUCAGCUAGCGUUGGUUUGGUUGAGAUUAGACUUUAAUUUUGUGGUACAGAAGAUAGAAACAAAACAAACAUGUGGCCUUUUUGGUGGAAAGGAGCAUCUGGGUUCUCUGCUCGUUCCACAGCUGAAGAAGUCACUCAUGGAAUCGAUGGUACUGGUCUCACUGCUAUCGUCACAGGAGCAUCAAGUGGUAUUGGGGAAGAGACUACUCGUGUUCUUGCUCUUCGUGGUGUUCAUGUUGUAAUGGCGGUAAGGAAUACAGAUUCUGGUAAUCAAGUCAGAGAUAAGAUACUUAAGGAAAUACCUCAGGCUAAGAUUGAUGUAAUGAAGUUGGAUCUUAGCUCUAUGGCUUCUGUCAGGAGCUUUGCAUCAGAGUAUCAGUCUUUGGACCUUCCCUUGAAUCUUCUCAUCAAUAAUGCGGGGAUUAUGGCAUGUCCCUUCUUGCUUUCUAGCGACAACAUUGAAUUACAGUUUGCAACCAAUCAUUUGGGUCAUUUUCUGUUGACAAACCUUCUUUUGGAGAGGAUGAAGAAAACAGCUAGUGAAAGCAAUAGAGAAGGAAGAAUUGUUAUUGUCUCAUCAGAAGGUCAUCGAUUUGCUUACCGGGAAGGUGUUCAGUUUGACAAAAUAAAUGAUGAAGCAAGGUACAAUACUUUGCAAGCAUAUGGUCAGUCAAAGCUCGGUAACAUCUUGCACGCUACUGAGCUCGCUAGGCUAUUCAAGGAACAAGGUGUGAAUAUCACUGCUAAUUCACUUCAUCCUGGAUCCAUUAUGACCAAUCUUUUACGCUACCACAGCUUCAUAAAUAGUAAAUCCUCUUUCGCCUUAUAUAUCAUUUCUGACUUUCCUUUGUUUAUUUAAUACUGCAUACUGGACUGACACUCGAUAAACAACGGAUUAACUUGUGUCGCCUUGUAAAAUUUAGUUUGAGCCUGCACUGUGACUCAUAUCCUAGGUGAUGUUUGAUCCUGUAUUAUAAUUAACUAGUAUAAGUUUAACCCUGUGUUAAUCUACACAUUUUCAAAAUGUUGUUCCGUAGUAACUAGUAAGCUUGUCAAUGAAUGUUUAUGAUCUAACAAUAGAUGCAUCAGAGAACCAACCGAUAACGGCAUGAAUUUCUUUCUCUUGUUUGACGCAGCAAUUGGUAAUGCGGUGGGGAAGUAUGUGCUGAAGAGCAUUCCACAGGGAGCGGCAACUACCUGUUAUGCUGCGCUUCAUCCUCAGGCAAAAGGAGUGAGUGGAGAAUACUUGAUGGACAACAACAUAUCUGACCCUAAUUCUCAGGGUAAAGACAAAGAUCUGGCCAAAAAACUAUGGGAGUUUAGCUUGAGGCUAACUGGUGAAGAAGAAUCAUAGAUACUUUUUCGAAGUUACAGUCUUACACUCUUACAGAUAAAGAGAUAUGGUUUAGUAACAAAAUUCUUAUGAAUAUAAAGUUCGAUUUUUUUUUCAUUAUCAAUCGACCCUUUUUUUUAUGUAUUCUAAGUUUGGUUUGAAAUCGUAGGAUUGUUGUAAUGUGAUAUCAUAAACCAGAGGUUCCGGGUUAAGGGAUUUUUUUCAUUGCA